Messenger RNA from Symbiodinium necroappetens, 2564 nucleotides. The record is from the annotation of a GenBank genome assembly. Lineage: Eukaryota; Dinophyceae; Suessiales; Symbiodiniaceae.
GUCUUGCCAAUGCCCUGUCAGCGGCCUUGCCGCACACGACUCAGCACAUCAUCACCUGGUGUCUUCUCGCAGACGAUUCUGUGCUAGCCGAGCUCGUCAGCGUGACGCCCAAGCAUCUCACACGACUCGGCCUAGACUUGAACUCGUUCAGCUGCAGAGAUGCCCAUGCUGUCGCGCGAGUAAUUGCCAGAGUGACGGGGUUAAGGGAACUUCGCCUACUGUUCCACGGCCGUUCGUUUGCUUGGCUGGGCACCGGAACGGAGGAUACGGGUACAGAGGAGCUGGCGUCUGCUUUGCCAGCAGGGCUGCAGAAGCUGCACCUGAUGCUCGAGUCUUCUUGUCUGGGAGCCACCGCUCUUUGCAAGGCUUUGCCCGCCAGCCUUCAACAGCUGGCUUUAGACUUACAAGUCACGGCCCAUACGGCGAGUAGCACACUGGCACAGGCCCUGGCAGCAGCGCUUCAUGGCUUAACUGUCCUUCAGCUGCGGCUCGCCGAUUUCAACAUGAACCUGAGUGACCUGAGGAGCAUAGCCACUGCUUUGCCAAGCUCUUUGUCCGAUUUGCGCUUGGACCUGUGCUGUCGCGAUGUCGGUGAUGAUGGAGCCAGCACGCUAGCGACCAACCUGCCCAAAGGGCUGGAGCGCCUUACGCUUUGUCUGCGAGACUGGCGCUUCACCGCUGUCGGGAUGAGAGUGCUAGCAGCAGCAGUACCACGAAGCGUGAGGCAGAUUGACGUCUCGGGCUCAUCUUUAACCUUGUUGGAGCAGCUUGAGGUCGGUGAAGGCCAAGUCCGCACCUUUCACCAGAGCGAGGAGACGGAAUCAGAAAUCUCAACUAUAGCAGGGAUGUUGCCGCUUGGACAGUGUCUGCAUCAGGAAUCAACACAGCUCCAACCUAACGAGGAGCAGCGUGAGCUGAUUGAGAUCAUUCUGGGGAUAAAAGCCUCCAGACCCUUGCUGGUGUCGGGAAGACGUGGCCGUGGUAAAUCUGCGACUCUUGGAAUGGCUGCUGCGGUGCUGCUGCAAAGAACAGGUGGCCGGAUUCUCGUGACAUCUCCAAGCAGCGACGCAUCUUCUCAGCUCUUCUGGGCCGCUAGAUGCUUUCUCGGCGACUGCGAGAAAGGGCACGGGCGAGCGCUCUUCUAUGGCAAGAAGGGAAGCCUCGAGUUUAUUGUUCCAGAACGCCUUGCCGAACUAAGCCGAACGGAAUUGAAAGAGUCCUUCCUCAUAAUCGAUGAGGCUGCAGGAUUUCCCGUCAAUUUCACUGCCCACUUGCUUCAGCAAGCAGGUCGAGUCUUGCUCGCUACCACGCUGGACGGCUACGAAGGCAGUGGCAACGGUUUCUUGGUUCGAGCAUUGCCGCAGCUUCGCGCAGCACGUGCGGGUUUACAGACUCGUGAAUUGCGAACUUCUUGGCGCUGGGCUCGCGGAUGUCCACUGGAGGUCCUCUCCAGGGCAGCUUUGCUCCUGGAUGCAGUCCCCGCAGCAGUGAGCCCUGCAGCAGCAGAAACGAUCGCUCGGUCAGCUGUGUUGGAAGCUGUCGAUCGGGGUGCCAUUGUUAAGGAUGAUGAUCGACUGAAAGAGAUUUAUGGCCUCCUACGUGUAGGCCACUAUAAAACAAAACCCUCUGACCUGGAGACUUUCCUUGAUGCGAAAGGUGUUGUGUGGCUUGCUCUACGAUACAAGAACAACUAUUACGGCAUCACCAUCUCUGGCACAGAGGAACCAGUGCUAGAGGAGAAAGCUCAGCAGCUCCGGCUGGCACGAUGCCAAGUUGCAGCAAACCUAACUGCGCAGACUCUAACAAGGGAUGCUGGCAUACUGGAAGCUUCCACACUGCGUUUCGUGCGUGUCAUGAGAUGGUGUCUGCAUCCGAACCUCCGUGGCUACGGACUGGGUGAGCGCUUACUGGUGGAAAGCCUCAAUCGUCUGAAAUCGCUUUCGGUGGAUGCUGUCGCGGCACAUUUCGGAGCAACAUCGUGGCUUAUCAAGCUAUGGCUUCGACAGGGCGCGCGUGUGGUUCAUGUGAGCCACGGCUGCGAUCCAAGCAGCGGACAGCACAGCGUAAGUGUGUUGAUCCCUUUGACGGAGAGGGGGAGACGACUGUGUGAAAUCUUGGAGGGGAAGUUGCAAGAAGAGCUUCCAGAGCUGCUCUCAGGGCCCUUGGCCGAUCUUGCUGGCGAUGCCCUGAGAGAGCUCUUGAAAGCCAUUGAGUGCCCGAAGGCUUCCUUUCAGGACCAACUCGACUCGUGGAGCUUCGCCUUCGGAGCCCGCAGUCUCUCCAACUGCAAGAUUGCGCUGCGCCGUGUGGUCUUGCAGAGCUUGCAGGUGCUGACAGAGUCUGAGGAUGAGUUCAGUUUCCAGGAUAGAAAGUCAAAUGUGAAGCAUGGGAAGCUCUUCCUUGACCUGUUACAGGGACGGCCUAUCCUGAGUGAGAUGCAGCUGCGCCAAGCCCUGCGGCAUUUGCCGAUGAUCAGAGAUUUGCAUCCGUGCAACCAAAAUUAUGGUGCUUCUGCAGGUGUUAUGGCACAACAUUACCCACUUUAUUGUGCACUUCAUUCGUAA